Molecule: messenger RNA, 831 nt
Organism: Nipponia nippon (crested ibis)
Lineage: Eukaryota; Metazoa; Chordata; Aves; Pelecaniformes; Threskiornithidae
Source: RefSeq, a predicted model, not a curated record
CCAUAUAUGGAUGAAAACUUUGUCUCAAGAGCCUUUGCCACCAUGGGAGAGCUCGUACUGAGUGUAAAAAUCAUUCGAAACAGGUUGACAGGAAUUCCAGCAGGCUAUUGCUUUGUAGAAUUUGCAGAUCUAGCUACUGCAGAGAAAUGUUUACACAAAAUCAAUGGAAAACCGCUUCCUGGUGCUACACCGGCAAAGCGAUUUAAAUUGAAUUAUGCAACGUACGGAAAACAGCCUGAUAACAGUCCAGAAUAUUCACUUUUUGUGGGAGACCUGACUCCUGAUGUGGAUGAUGGCAUGUUAUAUGAAUUUUUUGUUAAAGUUUAUCCAUCAUGUAGAGGUGGAAAAGUUGUUUUGGACCAGGCAGGAGUAUCCAAAGGUUACGGGUUCGUGAAAUUCACGGAUGAACUGGAACAGAAAAGAGCGCUGACAGAGUGUCAAGGAGCUGUGGGGUUGGGCUCUAAACCUGUACGCUUGAGUGUGGCUAUACCAAAAGCUAAUCGUGUGAAACCAAUGGAGUACAAUCAGAUGUACAACUAUAAUUAUAACCAAUAUUACCAACAAUAUCACAACUACUAUGCCCAGUGGGGCUACGACCAGAACACAGGCAGUUACAGCUACAGCUAUCCCCAGUAUGGAUACACGCAGAGCACAAUGCAGACAUAUGAAGAAGUUGGUGAGGAUGCAUUGGAAGAUCCGACGCCUCAGUUGGACGUCCAGGAAGCAAAUAAACAGUUUAUGGAACAGAGUGAAGAGCUCUAUGAUGCCUUGAUGGACUGUCAUUGGCAGCCUUUGGACACUGUCUCGUCAGAGAUUCCAGCCGUGUUAUAG